Molecule: messenger RNA, 1680 nt
Organism: Archocentrus centrarchus (flier cichlid)
Lineage: Eukaryota; Metazoa; Chordata; Actinopteri; Cichliformes; Cichlidae
Exons: 11
Coding region: 76-1650 (524 amino acids)
Source: RefSeq, a predicted model, not a curated record
UUAAGUUUCGUUUCUACCGCCAUUUUGUUGUCCCGCAGUGAAACAGAGGCGACUGGUAUCUGUGAGCAAGGAAGGAUGCAAGCUGUACGUGUGAAGUACAAAGAACGACAGAAGUACAUCUGUUUUGAAGGCCAACUGACCUACAUUUCGUUUUUGGAAUGUGUUGUCAAAAAGUUCAACAUCCCAACCUUGGACCUAAAAGUCUUUGAUGACUCAAAGACUGAAGUUGAUGAGGAGGUUUUUGAUUUCCUUUUGAAUAAACCAAACCUUGGUGUGCUGGAAAUUUGUCUAGCACAAGAUCAAAAUCCAGAAGAUGAUUUUAUGGAUCAGCUGAGUUGUCCUGCAAGCAGCUCCUUUACCAGCUCCAGUGGAGAAACUGAAGUGGACUCUGAUGGCACCAUCACAUUGCAACACAGUCCUACAACAAGACAGAGAGCUGGAGAUGCCUCUCUUGCCCAAGUGAUUGAAAAUGUUUUAAAGAACAAGCCAGGAGGAGACAGGAUCAUCAAUGAGUAUGCUCAGACAAAAAGCCUGACAGACAGCAGACGGCGUGACAUGGUCAAGAUAUUGGUUGCGCAUAUGACAAGUGAACAUGGGACAAGUCCUUCAAGGCGCAUCAAAGAGGACUAUGCAAAGGGUAUCAUCACCUUGUUCCCAUACCUGGCUGAUCCUAGGAGCAGGUUUGGUUAUGAGCAUUAUUACAAUGCAGAAGAUGGGAGUGGUUAUCUGGCUUGGAGACUGAAGUUUGUCCAAAAGGAAGCUUCUAAUGGACAAAAGAAGGCCCUCAGAUGGUCAAAAACACAAACGGGGGGACCAACAGCUGAUAGAGACUGUUUCAGAGAAGACGACUGCCUAAUGACAGACAGCUUGUGUUCUGAGGCCAUUGCACUGAUGAAGCAUACAGCUGAUGAGGGAACUGUUAUGAGGAAGAUGAAGCAGACGUUCAACUAUCGCCAAAAGCUCAUUCAUGACCCUGUGAAGUCAUCUGGUGUCUUUUUGGACUUCCCAAGAUUCCUGGAUGUAGGAGGAUUAAUUGAGCAAGAUUUCACAUUGAUGUUCAAUGAAGUAAUCUCUGCAAAGUUCCUGGAGAAGUGGCCCACUAUCUACAAGCAGAAAGUCCUCGAGCAAAGCCGUGGUCUCACACAGUCUGAUGACCUACAGUGCCUUCUUCAAAAUGCUGAAGGCACAACAGAAGUGGAAAACGGAUGGGACAGCGACAUGUCAUCGAUUUUGAUCCUUGUGCACCUGCUGCCACCAUCACCCCAUGGACGCAAGAGACCAGGAAAACUCUCAGCGAGACAAGCCAGUGAACAUCUGGUGAAGUUCAUCAAGACGGGGACAAGCCUCCAAGGGCACCUUGAUGGCAUCACAGAAAGCCUUCAACCAUACCUACUUGCAGUGGGGACUCAGAAGAGUGUGAUUCACAAGUACUUCAUUGUGAUUGACAAACACGCAAUACCUUGUAAGUCACCAGGCUCCCUUGCCUGUUUUGAUGAGCUUUUUAAAGCUCACUUUGUCUUUGGCACUUCAUAUGACCAUGAUCUGGUCAAUGUGUACAGCUUCCUGCAGACCACCAUUUAUGAGAUAGAUGUUGACACAACCAAAGUGAAUCCUAGGGUUGCAGAGUUGAGGGCUCGGAUGCUUCGUUGAAUAGAGUUGUCUCCCCCCCUAAGAGCUUCA